Messenger RNA from Schistosoma mattheei, 5394 nucleotides. NCBI's taxonomy places the organism in Eukaryota, Metazoa, Platyhelminthes, Trematoda, Strigeidida, Schistosomatidae. The record is from the annotation of a GenBank genome assembly.
AAUUGGUCAAAUGUGUCUGGACUCAAGUAAUGUAUAUUCGAAGACGGAAUUAUGAACAUGGAAGAAUAAAAAGAAACAAUCGCAGAAACAAAUCGAACGAAUCGCUUCAUUUUAUGUAAGUUUUCAAAGUCUCAAAGCUGGUAGACUCGGAUGCAAAUAUUAGUUCCAAAUUAUUAAGUAUUGGUUAGAAGAGCCCAGAAAGUUGCAUGAUCUGUUCUAGAACCUAAAGGGAUUCAAGUUCGACUAACUUGAGGGAUCUGAAAGAAAACAUAGUACUCCUCCGAAGUUGUGUCAGAUCUGAACUUGUUCAAGUUGUAGAUGAUUUUAAUGAGUACCGAUAAUUUAGUGAAUUCCUAAAACGUCACCAAAUCCGCUAUCUUCUAAGAUACAAAUAUCUGAUGUGUUUGUUCUGGGCUUCGAAUCGUUUGUUAGUCCUUUUUCUAAUCCAAGGGGGGGAGGCAAUGUACGUAAGAAAUUAGAUUAAAAAAAUCCCAUGAUUAAGCCAAUCGAAGUGAAUUCUGGAGUUUUAGUGUUAUUAAUGGCUGGGAAGAGCCUUUGUCAAAGUCGAUAUAUGGUCUGGUGUCAUUGAAUAAAUACUUGUAUUGCUUAUUGUAGAAGCUUGUAGCUGAAAUUUAUUCACUGUCGUAUACUUUGCCGUGAGUGAGGUACGUUAUUACCCUUUAGAGCUAAAAGCUAAUCAACAGAUAUAUUCGUCUGACAAUCGUUUACCAGUUCUCGGUGUGUUUAUAGCUUCAGCUGUGUGUUACCUAUAUGGAUUAAGCAAUUUUUACGUCUUGUGGCGUGGACUACUCAAUGAGGUCUCUCAUUUCAUGGACUUUCAAUCAAAGCUCAACAGUCGAACACGUUCAUCAAAGCUCAUUAUGUACUAGAGAAGGAUGCUUUUUUUGAGUAUAGCCAUUACUCAUGUGAAUACCAAUCGCGAGUAACUGUUGUAUGAAUAACUGCUGCUUUAAAAUUGUGAAAAACAGGUUAUUUAGCUUCUGUCUAGAAAUUCCAGUACAUUCGCCCAUUUGGAACCUAUUUUAAACUUCUGUUGGCUUGGGCAAGCAUAAUAAUGCUGGACUUUUUUACGGAUCUUCGUUUUGAAUUUAUUUGGUCUUGUUGGCUAAUGGUACGAACAGUUAAUGAUUCAUUCAGAUAUCAGGGUCUGGUAAGCAUUCUAGUUUGGUCUGAGUCAUUUAUUAAUUUCCAAUAUUUUUCAACCCAACUGUGUAAAUUUAUUUCAAGAGCUGUUCAUGCACUAGUCAAGUACUAAAAACUAAUUUUCGUAACGUGGAAACAUUGGUAUGCCGUAUUUUAAUUGUCGAGUUUGACGUCAAUCAAAAGCCAUAUAUUUACGGUUUAUAUUUCUCAGUCUCUUAUGUAGAGUACAUAUAGAACUUCGAGGAAAUUUAUUUAAGGAUCUCUUCUUCAAAACGUUCAAGAUUCGUCUUGUAAAUAUUAACUGUCAUUUGCGUAACGAAUAAAUCCCAUUAUUGUACAUUGUAUGGAUUGGUUUGCAAAUUCUGGGGGGAUGACUAAGUUUCCCUGCACCAAUUUUUAUAUAGAGAUUAUAGGCUGUAUUUUUAAAUAUCUCGUAAACUAAUUACUUCAGGAAAACAAGUACAAACCAAUUUUGUGUUCAUAAAUCCUGUUGUCUGUUAGCUUCGCAUCAUUUUGCCAACUCAUAGAUAAUCAAUAACAAUUAUCACUGCAAUGUUACUGUUGCUCCCUUUUAUCGUUUUUCUCCCACCGAUCACAGAUUUACGUCCUUUUUCGUUCGGUGAACAAACCUUUGGAUAAUAAACAAGUCACCUACAAAUGUGACGGUCUAAUCCAAUCCCUAUAUUUUCAGUAACAUGUGCAGGUUCAUACUAAACUAUGUACAUCCCGAAAUGGAGCCGUAGUUUUCGAGCAUUUGCUCUGUUCUUUACAUUCACUGCAAUCAUGGCUGAUUUGCUUUGUUACUUCCUUGUACCUACUACAUUGAUCUACCUGCUUGGUAGUUCAUGUGUAUGGAUACAUCUGUUAUGGCAAACAGAUCGUGGUGUGUAUAUCCCAACAGUUGCAUUAUGUUUUUUAUUCUUCUAUGUCGAGGUAGCUGUAAGAUUCCGUGAUCCAAAAAGCCAGCCGCUGGGUAUAGAUCUCUGCAGACCUUUUGCAGCUCAUUGCAUUGGCUAUCCCGUUGUAACUUUGGGUUUCAGUUUAAAGAGUAUGAUCUCACAUCAUUUUCGUUUGAGAAGACAAAAGUUUGUGGAAGCACAAAAUAUAACGUUUUUCUCGAUUCUGGAAGAAGCAUUACCAAAGGAACUUUGGUGCUAUUUAAAAUCAGACACCAUUCCUAAAUCUAAACAUUCGAAUAUGGUUUGUGAAAAUAACUGUUCAACAUUGGCUAUUUCUUCUCCUACAUCCACUGUGCCAAAUUUAACUUCAUCUGGAAAUAUAUCUGAAUUAAAUAGGGUUAACCCGAUUCAUUCCAGAGAUAAAGAAAUUCAUCCUGCCUCAAGUGUUAAUAAGAAGAAUAUGUCUCUGAAUCAUCCCCGUACAACACGUCUCGUCUAUUCAUCUACUCGUGGUGAUAAUUGUACGGAUCUUUCUUUAUGUUCAAAUGAUAUGAAUAACCAUGCUUCUGUACCAUCAUCACUUUCAGAGCAGCCUGAAUCGUAUGUGGCUGUCUCUCUCGCUCAAACGAUCAUUGUAAAGGUUCCAUCUGUCCCUAACUCUGUUGUUCCGGAUACUGUUUCUGCUGACAAUCAUAUAGAGAGGGACACUGAUAUGAAGGAGGAUAAAUUAGUUCACAAGAAAUCCACGUCACUACUUGCUUCAGUUACAUCUGGUUUAUCAACUUCAACUUGUUCUAAUUCAACUAGUAAUAAUAAUAGAGCCAAAUCGAACUGUACACCAUCAAAUUCAAAAUCUUGUGAAACAAAACAAUCACCUCCAUCAAUCAAUAUUGCUUCAAAUAAAACAACUCUUUCUAAUAAUUCGAAUGUAAGUUCAGCUUCUUCUGGGGCUGCUGCUAGUAGUAGAUCCAAUGCAUGCGGUUCAACCUCAUUAUCAACUGGUUGUAAAUCAGGCGGUAAAAAUGCUAACAAGGAUGAGUAUACUUUAAAACUAGAAGCUGAGGCUAGAAAUUUAAAAUCGGAAAUCCAGUCUUUACGUAGUUCAGAAAUUCAGUUACGUGGUCAAGUUCAGCAGUUACUUGCUGCUGAACGAACAUAUCGCUCUGAAAGUUCUCAAGCUCAGCAAGAAUCUGAAAGUCUGCAAGCCAAGCUCAAUCAGUUGACUCAACGCCUUCAGGCGGAUCGUGCCAGUCUACAGGCAGCUGAGAAACGUCUCACUGAAGAGCGUAAAUAUCGUUUGCUUCUCGAACAGCAGUUCAAACAGCAAUCUGGUAAACAAAUAGAAGCAAGCUCCUCAGAAUCAACAUCUAACGAACCAGUUAUUUCUAAAACCACAGAUUCCAAAGCUUCAAUGACUGAAUCUCGAAAUACUUCAUUAAAUUCCUAUGAUCCCAUAUGCGUUGAAGCAUGUAAAAACAAUGAAUUAUGCGCAAAACGAAGGCAGGAACUAGAAUUAGAAUUGCAAAAUCUUACAAAAGCUUUAACUAUUAAAAAUAAUCAACUUACAGCACUGAACUCUGAACGUUUUUCACAUGGUGGACUAAGUGAAUCCAAUGAUAAGACAUGGAAGAAGCAGACUAAAAAUGAACGAACAAAACAAUCUAAUUCUGUGGAACAAAACUACAAUAUGAGCAAACGGCGGCAAAAGCAUGAAAUAACUGAGACUGAAUUAAGUGAUCUUGCCUCUCGUGUAAACUCUUUGCAAGAAGAAAAUCAACGUCUGACAGACACCUUAAAAGAGGAAGACAAAAUGAAACAGGAGCUUAUGACGGCUUACCAUUCUUCCCUAAAAGAGAUAACAGAAUUAAAUGCUACACUUACAAAGAAGGAGUACCAAAUCGUCGAACUUAACAAGCGCUUAAACUGCCUUACCCCAAAUCUCUGUGAGUAUGUAAGCAGAAUGAAUGCUUCAACAUCGAACUGUGCUAAAGUUUCAAACAUCUCAAUCCCUUUGGAUGGCAUUCCUAACGAAGAAUGUGUAAUUAACUCAUAUUCUGUCACAGAUACUUCACAGAUGUACACAAACUUUAACAAAACACAAAUAGAUGAACACAACCAUAUAGACAGAAUUGUUUCUAAAACUGGGUCGACAAACAGAAUGAAUUCUUAUAAUCAGUCCUACUCCUUGACUCCAUAUGAAACAUCUGCGCCAUUGAAUAAUCUAUCAAAUCAAAAGUCAAGCAUUUAUUUUGUUGAUCCUUGUGCCAAAUCAAAGCCUUUCUUCACAUCCCCCUUUCCUGUUACUGAUAGAAAAUUUCAUGGAAUUUCCGAAAUAAAUAAUUCCACUAAUCCUAAUAAUUUGGACUAUUUUGGUCAUAUUGCUUCGUCGGAAGAGGUUAUUCCAUCGUCGUCGUCGUCACUAACCAAUACUGGACUAGGUUAUCAAACAAGUCUAAAUGACCAUUGUCACAUAAAUAAUAGAAUGCAUUUUCGUCCGGAUAAACUACCUAAUUCAAACGCCUUUCAUCUCAGUCAUUUCGAAACCCUCGGUAUGAAAUGUAUGAAUGGAGGAUACACGUCAUAUGAUAAUGCUGUUUUCAAUAGAGUUUUACCAACCAGAUCUAUGCCGUUGUGUAGUACCAGACCAAUGACUGUCGGGAAUUCAGCCCAAGCUUCCUCACCCCCGCCUUUGUUUGUUCCACCUCCCGGCCUCUUACAGGGUGAUAUUGCUUCUAGUGUUUUGCAUUAUUCACACUCUAUUAAUGGAACAUUAUCAUUGCCAUCUUUAGAAGUGGUUGCAAAUUCGUCAGUUUGUGUCACUGAGUCCAUGUCAACAACCCCAACUGCAGUUAGUUCAUAUAGUCCUCGGAUUGUAGCUGACUCAUAUUCCACAGAUCCAGUGCAUACAGUUGGUCACCAGGACGAACUAUCAUCUCAAUCGUACAGUAGUUUGAAUUUUAAUAGUUCAGUAUGUGACAGCUUUACUAAUCUCAACCCACAUUCAAUAUUCAUGACAUCUAAUGAACCUAGUUGUUUUCAAUUCGGGAUGAGAAGUUCCACUGAUGAUAAGCCCAACUCUUUUGAUUUCACUACAUUUGGUCCCGUUGGGUCAUCAUCGCCAGCCGGUACUUUCAUCCACUCAAAUUUAAAUAGUUCUAACUGCAGUAGUUCUAUCUUGUCAAAUUUAACUUCAACAGGUUUACAGAGUAGACAAGUGUGUUUAGAUUCACAAAAUACUGAUACCUUAAGGUUUCCUAUGAUGUCUCCAUCAGUUUCGCAUUCAGAUGCCAUCUCAAUUCAUCUACGAUGUAGUAGCGAUCAGACAUUAUAA